This is a messenger RNA of Calliphora vicina (urban bluebottle blowfly), 2065 nucleotides long. RefSeq names its product glucose dehydrogenase [FAD, quinone]-like. The coding region runs from base 16 to 1872 and encodes 618 amino acids. The record is from RefSeq and is a predicted model, not a curated record. Gene Ontology annotation, molecular function: oxidoreductase activity, acting on CH-OH group of donors; flavin adenine dinucleotide binding. NCBI's taxonomy places the organism in Eukaryota, Metazoa, Arthropoda, Insecta, Diptera, Calliphoridae. The transcript has 2 exons.
UCUUUUCGAGUUAAGAUGAAUUACAUGACAGCUGAAAUUGCGGCACCACAAUGUUCUGCACCGAGUGUGGGUAUUAUGAAUUCAUUGGUUACUUUAUUGGUGCAAAGUUUAUAUGCGGCUCAAUGUAAUAUCUCAAAAAGCGACUAUUGGCCACCAGAUUAUGCGGAGACAGCGUUGAAAUCUGGUUUGGAGUCUUAUGAUUUUGUAGUGGUUGGUGCAGGUUCUGCUGGCUCAGUAGUGGCCAGCCGUUUGAGUGAAAAUCCGAAGUGGAAGGUGUUAGUUUUAGAAGCAGGCGGUGAUCCUCCUCAAGAAUCAGAGAUUCCCAGUUUCUUUUUUGGUGUGCAAAAUACGAAUUUUACCUAUAGCUAUUUAUCGGAACCUAAUGGUAAGUCGUGCAAGGCUUAUAAAGAUAAUAGAUGUCACUGGCCUCGUGGUAAAGUAAUUGGAGGCACUGGUGCCAUCAAUGGCAUGCUCUAUGUGAGAGGCAAUCGUUUUGGUUAUGAUCGUUGGCUAGAGGAAGGCAAUACCGGUUGGGGCUUUGAUGAUAUUUGGCCAUAUUUUGAGAAAUCUAUAAGGCCGGUGGGCAAUGAAACACAUCCCCAAGGUUAUGUUGCUCUUAAUGAAUUCCCACGUUUUGAUGAGGACAUAUUCUCCAUGAUUUUCAAAGGCACCGGUGAGUUGGGCCUACCUAGAGUUGAGGAAUUUGGUGAAGGUAACUAUAUAGGUUAUGGCCAUGCCAAGGGUACUAUACAAAAUGGCCGCAGAGCCAGUACUGGAAAAGGAUAUUUGGGCAAAAUUUCCAAGAGGCCGAAUUUAAAAGUGAUUAAAAAUGCUCAAGUUACUAAAUUGGAAUUCGAUCACACAGGUCAAACAGUCAAAUCGGUGGAAUUUUUAAUAAAACAACGAGAUAAACUUAAAGUGGAAAUAAAGCGUGAGGUUGUUAUAUCAGCGGGCACCGUAGAUUCGCCUAAAUUGUUAAUGUUAUCGGGCGUGGGCCCAGAACAGAAACUGAAAUCUUUAAAUAUUCCGGUUAUGAAAAAUCUAUCCAUAGGAGAAAAUUUGCAAGAUCAUGUCAUGAUUCAAGUAUAUCUACGCCUGCCAGCUAAUCCUCCGGAUCAGAAACAAUUACUGGACACUAUUUAUCAAUAUUUAAUACAUAACAGAGGACCUUUAACAUCCCAUGGUACUGCCUCUUUAACAGGUUUCAUCAAUACAAAUUUUUCAACAAAUUCUACUUAUCCCGAUAUGCAAUUCUUUCAUAUUAUUACUAGACGGGGCGAUAGCAAUGGCUUGGAUAUACUUUUAAAUGGUUUCAAAGUAAAAGAUGACUUAAGGCCUUAUUUUAGAGAGAAUAUAGAAAAUUUCGAUAUGAUGACCAUAUUUUCAGUUUUAGCCCAUCCCAAAUCCGUGGGAGAUAUAACACUUAAAUCUUCUACUCCUCAAGAUCCGCCCAUAAUCAAUGCAAAUUAUUUAUCAGCUCAAGAAGAUGUAGAAGUUUUGCUACAAGGCAUGGCAUAUUUAAUGAAGUUGGAACAAACCCAAGCCUUCAGGGAAAAACAGGUUGAAAUCCUACAAAUACCCAUUAAGGAAUGUGAUCAAUUUGAAUUUAAAACGGAGCCGUAUUGGAGAUGUUAUUUUACUUAUUUCUCUAGCACUAGUUAUCAUCCGGUAGGUACAGUUAAAAUGGGUCCUUUGGAUGAUAAUAGUGCAUGUGUGGAUCCUAGACUAAAGGUUAAGGGUGUGAAUAAUUUACGUGUGGUUGAUGCUUCAAUAAUGCCUUAUGUUCCUAGUGCUAAUAUAUAUGGUCCGACUAUUAUGAUUGCGGAAAAGGCAGCGGAUCUUAUUAAGGAGGAUUGGUCUGUCCAAUACUGAUUGAGUAUUGAGAAAUUUCGGAGCGAUGGUUUUAAUUUACAAGUUUUUCGAUUUUUUUGAAAUAUAUUUUAAGAUCACAUUUUAAUCAGUCCAAUUAAUUUGAUUUUGUUUUUAAAUUUAAUAUGAAUAAAAUAUAAAUAAAAUGCUUGAUUUACAAAAUUUUAGCCCCUUAAUUUGUAAAUCACAAACACAA